Boeremia exigua is the source of this 1344-nucleotide messenger RNA. RefSeq lists its product as uncharacterized. The coding region runs from base 75 to 950 and encodes 291 amino acids. The transcript has 2 exons. Lineage: Eukaryota; Fungi; Ascomycota; Dothideomycetes; Pleosporales; Didymellaceae. The record is from RefSeq and is a predicted model, not a curated record.
GUCCGCAGCACCAUUGCCCUGCAUGUGAGCUGCUUCAAGCCUCACAAGUCUUGUUUGCUAAUUAGCUGCGCAGCAUGGCCGCUUCUUCAUGGGGCUUCGCUGCCUUCAAGCAGCAAUCGUCGUUCCGCCUGUCCUCGUCCCUCCGCGCCGCUCUCUUUGGCCCUCGAGAGCAACUUCUCCGGCCAAAUGCCACCCACAAUUCGCGAGGCUUUUCCUCAUCGACACUGCGCGGUUACCAGUAUCCAAAGUCGCCGCUGAGUAGACCAUCUACAUUCGUCAGCAACGACCCGGUCUUGCGACAGGUAGUGCAGACACGGCAACCUGUUGUUUUAUAUGAAGCGCCAAAGAGCAAGUGGUACUACUGGAAAGUUUAUGGGCUCGCGGCGAUGUGGAUGGGCACAGGAGCAUACUCCAUCAAGUUUCAGGAAGACGUGAAGGAUAUACCAGAUCUGCCCUUCUUCGUCCGGCCGACGUACGUGGUGGUUGGAUUGAGUUUCAUCGCCAUCGGCUGCUACGUUUGCAGUGCACCCACAAACCGUAUGCGCUCGCUGGAAGUAGUACCUAGCAUGCUGGGUGGCCCGUUGCAGUUGCGCAUGGCAGUCAGACCAUCGCCAUGGGCAAAAGAGCGCAUUAUCUACUCAAGUCUAGGAAACGUAACAAUAAGUGAAAAGUGCCAGCCUAUGGUUUUGGAACUGCAGGAGGCUGAGCGGGCAAGGCGACAGAGUGUGUGGCAGGAUCUAGGCCACAUGAACAUAGUCUCAAGAGCAUGGGAAGGUUCUGCACGUUGGGUACACCAAAAGUGGACAAACUUCUUUCUGAAAUUCAAGUUUGCCGUGCUGCGAUUUGGUAUUGCGAAAGUUGAGGUGCAGGGAGAGAAGUGGAAGAUCGACUGCUCAGGAUACCUGCUAGAGGACGGGAAAGCUGUCGACCGUAUCCUACCCGAAGAAUAGGGUUUUAACGAAACACGUUGACGCUUCCUUCAUGGACUUUGCUACCGCAGCAGGCUGCAGUGCCAUAUACUGUAUAAUCAAAAUGUACAAAGCAACUGUAGAAUAUACUGAGAGAUAGACACUCAGAGUAAGGCUUCUAUUAGCUCGGCCGUGUCGCGUAUGAAUUGAUGACGACCCUUGCGAUCUCUCUGUGAGAUGCCAAGAUAUCCUAAUCGUUCUGUAAUACUUGUAUCUCGCCAGACCACAAACAGAUUGAGGUGUCCAACAAAUACAGCGUUAUGUAAAUACUACUACAUAUCAAGUGCGAUGUCAAAGUCGUGGUCAUAAUUCGUCGCCACAGUGCGUUGUUGGUGUGGGCUGGGCACCCGCCUCAAGGACGCAUUCAACACCAAAG